Messenger RNA from Entamoeba invadens IP1, 645 nucleotides. RefSeq lists its product as hypothetical. Gene Ontology annotation, biological process: positive regulation of protein phosphorylation; signal transduction. Gene Ontology annotation, cellular component: nucleus; cytoplasm. The record is from RefSeq and is a predicted model, not a curated record. The transcript is spliced from 2 exons. Gene Ontology annotation, molecular function: protein kinase activator activity. Bases 1 to 645 code for a protein of 214 amino acids. NCBI's taxonomy places the organism in Eukaryota, Evosea, Mastigamoebida, Endamoebidae.
AUGAAGAAGAAGAUGACAAGCACGAUGCGGCCGAAGAAGAAAGUUGCAAAGGGAACUCUUCGAUACGAUUUACACAAAACAAUCAAGGAAGGUGUGUCCAAGGGUUUGUUAAAAGAGGCAGUUCUUUGCCCACCAAACAUUAACACAAACGAAUGGCUUGCCGUGAACUGUUUUGACUUCUUCAAUAACAUUUUGCUUAUAUAUUCAUCCGUUUCUGAUUUGUGUUCGCCAAGUAAUUGCCCCAUCAUGACGGCGGGUCCGUCAAUGGAAUACCUUUGGUCGGAAAAUAAAAAGACUUUUCCGUUGUGUGCUCGUGAGUACUGCGAUAGGCUUUUCGCGUGGGUUCAGACGUGUUUUGACGACUCAAAGAUCUUCCCAGAGGAGUUCACCUCCAAGUCUCCAAAAUUGUUCUUGCCGACGAUCACAAAGAUAUUCAAGAGACUUUUCAGAGUCUAUGCCCACAUGUUUUAUAGCCACGAAAAACAUUUGAAAGACUUGGACCUCAGUGAGCAAGCAUUUUUGGGAUUCAGACACUUCUAUUUGUUCUGCAGAAAGUUCGAAUUACUCAGCAAGGACGACAUUUCCCCUCUUGCCGAAAUGGUUAGCCCAAUUGACAAAGAAUUCGAUAUUAAGACACUGAAUUGA